AUGUACGCGUGGUAUAAGGGCUCAACAAAAUGCUACGUCUAUCUCUCGGACGUUCCUUGUCGCAUCUUGGAUAUCACAUGGCAGGAAAUCCCCGUAGACACUUUCUUAUCGAGUAGAUGGUUUACGCGCGGCUGGACCUUUCAAGAGCUUCUCGCACCGGAAACACUGGUAUUCUUCGCUGCAAAUGGAACCGAACUGGGAGACAAAGCGAAUAUUCCAGAGGGUAUCGCACGUCAAACGCACAUUCCUAUCGACGUCUUACAGGACAGCGACUACUCUGCCAACUACAAUGUUGAAGAGAGGAUAGAUUGGACAAUGCAUAGGAGGACAAAACGCGAAGAGGACGCGGCAUAUUGUCUCCUGGGUUUCUUCGGGGUGCAGAUGCCGCUCAUAUAUGGCGAGGGUAGUGCGAGAGCCUUUGCACGAUUGCGGACUGAAAUCAAGCGCCACACGUUUCAACAAAACUUGCAGACAGUUUUAUCGUUCAUGAAAUUCCUCUAUGAUGGAAUAGUAAGUCAGUGA
This is a messenger RNA of Alternaria arborescens, 522 nucleotides long. RefSeq lists its product as hypothetical. NCBI's taxonomy places the organism in Eukaryota, Fungi, Ascomycota, Dothideomycetes, Pleosporales, Pleosporaceae. The record is from RefSeq and is a predicted model, not a curated record. Bases 1 to 522 code for a protein of 173 amino acids. The transcript has a single exon.